This is a messenger RNA of Rana temporaria (common frog), 2213 nucleotides long. RefSeq names its product homeobox protein Hox-A4-like. The record is from RefSeq and is a predicted model, not a curated record. Gene Ontology annotation, biological process: embryonic skeletal system morphogenesis; regulation of transcription by RNA polymerase II; anterior/posterior pattern specification. NCBI's taxonomy places the organism in Eukaryota, Metazoa, Chordata, Amphibia, Anura, Ranidae. The transcript has 2 exons. Gene Ontology annotation, cellular component: nucleus. Bases 764 to 1513 code for a protein of 249 amino acids. Gene Ontology annotation, molecular function: RNA polymerase II cis-regulatory region sequence-specific DNA binding; DNA-binding transcription factor activity, RNA polymerase II-specific.
CUCAUGUUAACAUGUAGUGAAUCCUAUAAGGUGCAACUCUAAUGCUAACAUGUAGUGAAUACUAUAAGGUGCAACUCUAAUGCUAACAUGUGGUGAAUCCUAUAGGGUUCAAGCUCUCAUGUUUGCAGUGUGGUAGUCCUAUUACCAAUUUACAAUUAACUGCACUACAAUGUCCUACCAUUUUGCAGAUCACAGUGUAUCCUCCUAUAGGUAAGACUUUUACAUGAACUGUCAUGUUAGACUAGCAGGCACUGUGGUGUGAUAAGCAGAGCACAUAUUAGCAGUCUAGACAGCAGCCUUUCAGUUAUGUAGCAGGAUUACAGGUGAUUGAAGUACAUACUACAUAUAGGAUUACAUACAGUAUUACAUUGCAGAGAGGCUUCCUCCAGUUGAGUAGCAUAGUCCUACGUGUUAGGGGCACAGCUGAUGAGUCAGAGACGAGCUUUACUAUUACUAUAGGAUCUAGUACAGAGCACUAUGUAUAGUAUUGAUCCCUUUUUGUUGUCCUCUGUAUAUCUGGCAGCGAUUAUAAGUCUGAUGAUCUUACAGCAGCUCCAGUUAAGUAUAUAAGGCUUGACUAGCAAAGCAUUUAUCAUCCUUGUGUUUCCUUAUCCGGGGUCCAGGGGAGGGCUGGGAUUGGCCAGGUCGGUCACGUGGCCUGCUAACUUUGCACACUUGACAGGCAGUAGGAGGGUUUAGAGGAGAAGAGAAAAACGACAACGCGAGAAAAAUUAGUAUUUUUUUGUUGCACUUCCACAAAUUAAUGGCCAUGAGUUCGUUUUUGAUAAACUCCAACUACAUCGAGCCCAAAUUCCCACCCUGCGAGGAAUAUGCCCAAAAUAACUACUUGCACAACCAGUCUCCUGAAUACUACGAGCGGCCGAGGGAACCGGGCUUCGAGGCUCCUCCAGAGGCUCUCUACCAAGGUCCAAGUACCUACCAAGAAGCCACCUAUGGAUACAGCCACCUCACCCCAAACCAUGACGCUGGGGUCACCCAGGAUGGGCUCCCUGGCAAAGGACAAUCUCAGCAACUUCUCCAAAGCCACGUCCUCAGACAGCCACCCCAGCACUGUGAGCCUAUAGGAGUGUCCAAUGACAGCAUCCAUACUGAGAAAAACGCUGCUGCUUCUGCUGCCCUCAAAUGCAAAGAGCCCGUGGUCUAUCCUUGGAUGAAGAAAAUCCAUUGCAACAUAGUUAAUCCAAAUUACACUGGAGGGGAACCCAAAAGGUCUCGAACUGCCUACACCAGACAACAAGUAUUAGAGCUGGAAAAGGAGUUCCACUUUAACCGUUACCUGACCAGACGCCGGAGAAUAGAGAUAGCCCACACGUUAUGCCUAUCCGAACGUCAGGUCAAGAUCUGGUUCCAGAACAGGAGGAUGAAGUGGAAGAAAGACCACAAACUGCCCAACACUAAGAUGCGCUCAGCAAACUCAUCAGCCCCCAGCCAGCAGCCAAAAGUACAGGGUCAUCAUCAGCACACAGAUGGGUCAACAACCCCAUUACUAUAAGUCCUUACUUGUGCUGCUCCAGUGGCUGGUGGUAAUCCAUUUGGACCAAAUGACUAUGGGGGAAAAAAAUAAAUAUAACAACCCUACUUAUUCUUGCUGGAUACAAAAGUCCUUGACCAAGCCAGAACAGUAAAUACACAUUUACCAAGGAUUCCAAUGGAGACUUUUUUUUGUUGUUGUUCUAUUUAAGUAUUUGACUGUAUACUUAUAAAAUAGCUAUGGGGUAUAUGUGUAUAUUUGCAUAGUUCAGUGUCUACAUACGUAGCAAACUAUUUUAUAUACAAAAUACAAAUGCCACAGAUACAUUUAUGGGAUAGUAUGUGGUAUAAAGGUAUGGACCAUCCAUUGUAUUAUUACACAUAUACAUAUAGCUUGUGGGUAUUUAAGAAAGCCAAACGUUUUUAAAUAUUUUAUUUAAUGGCCUCCAAAGAUUGAGGAAAUAAAACUAGCAGGGUUUGUAAAUAGUUGCAGACAAAUAACAUUUCUGUUUUCCUGCUUAGAUCGUUGCUUGUGACCAGUGUGUGUUUGACACUUUCGUUGUUGUUAGCAUUACUCUAGAAGGCCUUUGAUCGCCUUGAAGGAGAGGAGAGGGUGUAGAUACAGUAUACGUACUAUAUAUAUUGUGGAUUGUUGUCCUGUAUUGUUGUGGUGCUAACCUCGAAGAUUCUUCUGUGAAAAUUAAAGUUUUCAAAAACAUCAA